Molecule: messenger RNA, 1415 nt
Organism: Penaeus vannamei (Pacific white shrimp)
Lineage: Eukaryota; Metazoa; Arthropoda; Malacostraca; Decapoda; Penaeidae
Source: RefSeq, a predicted model, not a curated record
UCUAAUGGCAGAAUUAUGUAUAAGAUUUCCUCAACAGAUGAGUUAGAGCAUGGCACUGCAGGAAAGCUGCUGCUGCUUGGCUGUGAAGAAGGGAUGGUUCACUUGGUAGCUGUGGAAAGUCGGACUGUCCUGGGAUCAUUUACUCAAGGGGCGUCUGUGCUGUCUGUCUGCUGGGCAACGCCUACUGUUGGGGUAGUUGGACUCAGCGAUGGGCGUAUGGUUAUUGUGGAUGCUGAGGCUCUUGUAACCCGGCCACUGUCCCAUGACAGUGCCUCACCUAUUGAGACUGUAACAGCCUUCAAGGGAGGAGUGCUGGUAGGAAGGCGUGAUGGUCUGUGCCAGUUUUACAACCUGAAUGGAUCUAGCUCCUUCCAGCUAACUGGUUCAGAUUGUGACCCAAUAUACAAGAUAGUGCGGGAUACCAACUACAUCUACACAGCCUGUCGAGAUGGAUUAAUCCGAAAAUAUAGAUGCAGUGACAUUAAUGUCUGAAUGGGGCCUUAAUAUUUGUGUUACCAAUGCCAAGUAGAAGUUUCUGUCAGUUAGGUCUCAUUCAUUAGUUUUUGUUUCUCACUCACAACUAAAAUCAGUCUGCAUGUGAUAAGAUACUGAAGUUUUGCUUUUGUUUCUUUUUGAAAGAUACUUCUGUGAGAAUUGAAUAAUAUGAGCUACCAGUAAAAAGUCUGAAUGAUAGAGUCAUUCCAGCUUUUUACCUUUUGGAGCCGGGAGAUGCAGUAUUAAUAAGAUACUUUUACCAUGUACAGCUCAACUCCUUCCAAUAGAAUUCUGAAAAUACAAUGCAGGGACAUUACAAGUUCUGAUGAUAUUGAUAUAGCUUUUUUGUAUCAAUAAUCAAUCACAAAUAAAAAAAAAAUCAGGGUCUGAUUACAGGCAUCUCAACAUGUAUUCACUUCACUCAGAUAUUAACAUGCAUUGGUUUUCCAUUCAAAUUCACCUUUUUUUUCAUAAUUCCUUGAUAAUGUAAUGGAUAUUUGGUUUGAUGCAGAGAGGUCUCUCGAGUUUUUAUGAAAGGAAUUGAUUAUUGAUAUGUUUAUGCAGUUGAAAGAAUUUACCAUUGAUAAGGAAUACUGUAAACUGCUUUUUGUAGUAAAAACAAAAAAUACUAGAAUACUAGAUGAUUGUUUUGUAUACAGAGUUUCUUUUGUACAUUCAUAAUUUAGAUGGAACUGAUAUAUGAAUCUAAAAUUAAGAUUUUGAAAAUAACUCACUGAAAAUGAAAUAACUUAUUAGGAAUACCUGUGCACUACAUGCAGGAAGAAUGUUAAGAUUUGCUACAGAAUUGAUUUGCAGGACUAUUAUGUAUUUAGCGGAAGAAACAUUUUGAAAAUAUUACAUUAAUAUAUGCAAACUCAAAUAUGCAGAGAUGGUAGUGAAUAAUAAAUAUCAUGAGGAAA